AGAUAUAUAAAGGAAGUGUUAGUGGGCAAUCAUCACUGCAAGAGUUGAUCAUCUUGGAACCAAGUAAAUUCAGUGGAGGCCCCAGAGUAUCGCACCCCUGGUUACAUUAGGGGAACCCGACGACCUACAUUCAGUAAGUACAAAAUGGAACGAGGACGUCCUGCUGCUGGUAUGCUUCUAUUCCGACGAUAUGCCGGGGAAAUUCAAUAUCUACUACUUCAAAAAUCAUCUGGCGCACAUCAUUGGAGCCUACCAAAAGGCCAUGUCAAAAAGUGGGAAGAUCCUUUCAUGGGAGCUAUUCGUGAAACUUUCGAAGAUUCAGGGUAUCUUGAGAAAGAUCUCAAAAUUUAUACGGAUAUUACCACAACUUCCGAAUAUAUCGUGAAAGGCAAAUUCAAAACAGUCAUCUAUUGGUUAGCUGAACUGAUCAAUCCAGAGAUGCUUCUUCAUUUAUCCAGUGAACAUGAGGAUUACAAAUGGUUGCCGAGAGAAGAGGCUAAAGAUCUAGCACACUAUGAAGAGUUAUCAAAUGUCAUAGAUUGGGCUGAGGAGCAAAUUCUGAAACUACAAAAGUGAUCCUCGUUUUUAAUAAACAAACAUCCUUCCUAUUUACAUUUGCUGCAUACAUACAUUAGAAAUAUGAUAAUCAAAAAUGGUGAUGUGAAAGAAGCACAAUUUGUUAGUUUUAUUAAGGUUUUGUUUCAUCCAAAAUUAGUAACGAUUAAUACUUAGAAGAUCUUAAGAAAUAACAAUUAUGACCUAAGAUAUUACUCCAUCCGCUUGGAUGAUCGUACCUUUGUGUACUACCUUUUGUUUUCCCUGGUCCUGUAAAGAAUGAAACCCUUAAACUCUAGAGCUGUGUGAAUUUCAAAAGUGGUUUGAAUCUUCAAAACGAAUAUGAUAUUGAAUAAAGUUUUAUACUGAGAAAUGAAACAG
Hermetia illucens (black soldier fly) is the source of this 936-nucleotide messenger RNA. RefSeq names its product bis(5'-nucleosyl)-tetraphosphatase [asymmetrical]-like. Bases 145 to 576 code for a protein of 143 amino acids. The transcript is spliced from 3 exons. The record is from RefSeq and is a predicted model, not a curated record. Gene Ontology annotation, molecular function: bis(5'-nucleosyl)-tetraphosphatase (asymmetrical) activity. Gene Ontology annotation, biological process: ATP biosynthetic process; AMP biosynthetic process. NCBI's taxonomy places the organism in Eukaryota, Metazoa, Arthropoda, Insecta, Diptera, Stratiomyidae.